CAAUCCCCUCUGCGAGACUCGGCCUCUGUCACUGCAACUAAAAGAAUUAUUUGUGGAUUCAGCUUUCACUCAACUCAACAAUUCAAAUGUAGAUACUAUAAUUCUCCACAAAGAAAAAGAAAGAGAGAAAGCAAAGAGCAGCCCAGAUGCUCGAUGUUUUCUUACUUUUAUCCAAAAGACAGACCAUGGUUUCUACCUCUCUUUAUUCUUCUUUUGGACCAUAUCCUAUUUUGUUCGCACAUUGCACUGCUUGAAUCCACCCCACUGCGUCCAGUCAUACUCCCUUUGCCCUUGUUGCUGCAGACAAGUCAGAUUCUCUCUCUCUCUCUCUCCCCUUUUAAAAAAAACCAAGAAAAGCAUUUUCUUGGCUCAAUCAAGUUUCACCCUUUAUUUCCAAGUCCCAACUAGUGCAUUAUUAUGCCCUGAAUCACCUUUUUGGUGUUUUAUUACUCAACAUUUUUCUACUAAAUUGAAGACUUGGAUGUUUAAUUUGGUUUGUUGAGCGUGCAAUGACGUCUGAAGCUGCACAAGUUAGGUUGGUCCGUUGCCCAAAGUGUGAAAAUCUGCUCACUGAGCUCCCUGAUUACUCUGUUUAUCAGUGUGGUGCUUGUGGCACUAUUCUUAGAGCAAGGGAGAAAGAUGCAGAGGUAGAUACGUUAUCAGAGAAUUUACAGGAAGAAAGAGCAGGUGGAGGGGGUCUGGAGAAAUUUUCAGACUCAAUAGAGAAUUCUGAAUAUGUUGAGAAACCUGUGAUCAAUUCGAGUAAUGAUGUCAGCUCAAGCGGUACUUCUACUAAUACAUUCGAGAGAAAGGAAAUUAUUGUUGAUAGGGCUGAGAAAUAUAGGAAUAGCUCAAUGACUAAUAGGGAUAAAAAGGUUGUUGAGGAAGAUGAGGAGACGAAUCCCUGGAUCGGGAAAGCUAGUGAUUUUAGAGGUUCUGGGCAUUUAUCAGACUGGAGAGCAUGCGGUGAGACGGAACGGUUCCAUAGCAACCAAAGGGCUGAUGCUGCAGGUUUGAGGUAUUCAACUUCAAAGUACUCAGAAAAGAUUACUGCAAAUCACCAGUUUGGAUCUAAUAUUGAUUAUGAUGUAAUAGCCAAACGGAUGAAGAAUCAGAUUGACGUCGAUGAAUUGAAGAAGGUCGAGCAUCUUGAGCAAGAUCGCACCGAGCUUUUAAGAAAGUUGGAUGAGCUAAGGGACCAACUUAGUAGGACUAAAAUAGUGGAGAAUCCCAAAGAAAAGGUUCCAUUAAGUGGGAGGGCUGUUCGUCAGGAUCCUUACACUCGUUCAGAUAAUUGGUUCCCUGACGGGUCUUUUGGGCAGAAAAAGACAUCAUUGCAAUAUUCAAUCCCUGAUAAGAAUGUGGCAGGACCUUCUUAUAUCAGUCAUUAUGCUGAGCCAUCUCCAUUUACAAAUAGUCGUGAAAUGGCUAUGCAAAGCUUUUAUACUCCUAUGCAUACACCGAGUCAACUGCCAGGUUUUGAGGACCCUUUUAGGUCUCAGAUGCUUCGCGCACUUACUAACCAAGCACCUCAUAAUUUACAACAGCCAGCUCAUCAGUAUUUUCCUGGACGGUAUAUAAGUAAUGAUAUGGCGGAAUUAGAUAUGAUUGAACCGUAUACACAUAACAUAGACCCUCAUCCUUCAUCUUGCUUUUGUUUGCAUUGCUACAACAAAUAUCCACAUGUUCUUCAACCAAACCCACCUUCUAUCUCCUGUCAUAGAAAGUUUGCUGAUGUUCCAAACAAUCUGAUGUUCUACCAUCCUGAACAUUCUGGUGCUGGUUUUGGUCCCCCGGAUUUUAAUUCACGAUUUGCUUCACAUGAUUUUCAUAAUCCACAUCAGAAUGCAAGAUUGGCUAAUGAUCCGAACUUUAACGGGGGUAUUAAUCGUCAGCGGCGUCCAAGGGUCGUGCUAGCAAGUGAAGGAAGUCGUUGCCGCCCUGUUGCUGGUGGUGCUCCAUUCAUCGCAUGCUGCAAUUGUCUUGAAGUGCUCCAACUUCCAAAGACAAUUUUCAAGACAAGGAAAAGUCAAAAGAAAUUGAAGUGUGCAGUGUGCUUUAAGGUCAUCUUAUUAGUAGUAUCAGACAAUAAACUUGUUUUCACCCAUGGCGAUGGUGUGAAGAGAGUUCCUGGAAAGGUUGACAAUCGCUCUAACAUGGUGGCUAAAGAAGAUAGUUUAAAUUAUCAGCAAAUGAAGUGGGGUAGCAUGGAUAUGUCCUCAGAUGACUAUGAGAGCACCGGCAAUGAUUUUCACUCGAUGGAUCUAAAACUAACUUCAUCAACUGUAGGCCAAGACUUAAGCUCAGAUCACUCUGUCGAUAUGAGGAGCCUUCAAUCUACAGUUUCUUGUACUUCUGUGGAUGAAGAUAGCUCGAAUGCUUUAAUUGGUAUACAGGAAGAAGCCAAGUCUGAUGAACAUGUACUUAACACUGAAAACCCUCGACCACCCUCCGGUUCACCACUUCAAGUUCAUUUUGAUUAUUCAGGUACAUGUAAUAUGGUCAACCAAGUUGGAAAUGAAAACCAAAGUGGCCGGUCAGAGCAGGAUAAAAUUAUAGUCAAGAAGGUUACCUCAAGGCAAAAUUCCAUGCAAGAUGUAUCAGUUGCGACUGAAUUGGAUAUAUCAUCCAGAGAGUAUGGUAAUACUGGAGUUUCAACAGAUUCAGGGAAUGCAGGCAGAGAAGGAAACCAGCUGAGAGAAAAGAAAGGGAGUUCAUCAUUCUUUGCAGGUAUCAUAAAGAAAAGCUUUAAAGACAAAUCUAGAUCAAGUCAGAAUGUUGAGCAAGAAAGAAUUGGUGUUGCAGUUAAUGGGCAUCCUAUCCCAAAUCAGUUGGUUAAAAAGGCUGAAAAAGUAGCUGGACCAAUCCAACCCGGACAAUACUGGUAUGAUUCCCGAGCUGGAUUUUGGGGUUUGAUUGGCGGACCUUGUCUUGGCAUAAUCCCUCCAAAUAUUGAAGAGUUUAGCUAUCCUAUACCAGAGGAUUGUGCUGGUGGAAAUACUGGUGUGUAUGUAAAUGGAAGAGAGCUUCACCAGAAAGAUCUUAUUUUGCUCGGAAAUAGAGGGCUCCCAACUGAAAGAGAUAGAUCAUAUAUCAUUGAGAUGUCCGGUAGAGUCUUGGAUGAAGACUCUGGUGAAGAGCUAGAUAGCCUAGGCAAACUUGCCCCGACAGUGGAAAAGUUGAAACAUGGAUUUGGCAUGAAACCACCAAGAACAACUGCUUGAGUUCCGGGCUUUUCAACCUAGGCAGCUCACCAACUUUGAAGUUUUGAAACUCACCAUUCUCGAAUUGAACAGUAAGAUGCCAUAGUCCAGGUACACCACCUACUUUGAGAUUGUCGAGGAAGAUAUUACUUAGUUUUUCUCCAAAUGGGAUGGACCUGUUUCUGAAACAUUCCAAUUUCUUUACUGUAUUAAUUUGUUAGACAAGACCAGUAGAAAUUUUUUAUGUGUGGCUUAUGAUGUGUUUGUAAAUGCAAGGCUUGUAGAUCCUAUCCAUUAAUAUAAGUAGAGUUUGUAACUUUAUCUCUGUAUUAAGAAAAUGCAUAUUGAUUUUUUCAUAAUUUUGUUUUAUUUAUUUAUUUGUUUAUUUACUCA
Messenger RNA from Daucus carota subsp. sativus, 3596 nucleotides. RefSeq names its product protein ENHANCED DISEASE RESISTANCE 4. Gene Ontology annotation, biological process: regulation of defense response to fungus. The record is from RefSeq and is a predicted model, not a curated record. The transcript has 5 exons. The coding region runs from base 510 to 3224 and encodes 904 amino acids. Lineage: Eukaryota; Viridiplantae; Streptophyta; Magnoliopsida; Apiales; Apiaceae.